Messenger RNA from Trypanosoma theileri, 1941 nucleotides. RefSeq lists its product as uncharacterized. Bases 1 to 1941 code for a protein of 646 amino acids. The record is from RefSeq and is a predicted model, not a curated record. The transcript has a single exon. Lineage: Eukaryota; Euglenozoa; Kinetoplastea; Trypanosomatida; Trypanosomatidae.
AUGGCGUCUUUUUUAGUUCCUUUUACGUUGCAGGUAAAACCCUCAGAGUGGUGCGAAUCCCUGCAUGCAGAGAUCGGGCCCAUUCUCUCUUUAUUAACUCGUAAAGAAAAUGUUUCUGACGCAAAAUCACCUGUUUCACUUUUUCCAGAGAUGAGUAGUGAUAUGGUUAAGCGUUUGCUUGCUCCUGUUGAUUUGCCCCCAUUUGAUGGUAAUCCAGUUCUUGAUAGAGCUAAUGCAAUGGAUUUUGUAGUUGCCUCUCGAAGUUUUUCACGACAUGAACAAUUGUAUGUGCGUCUAGUUUUUCAGGAGUAUUGUCAGCGGAAAAACAUAGAAAAAGAAAGAGAAUCAGUCUUGGAAAAUUUCAGGAAUUCGUUAAACCAGAUCAAAAAUUUAGAACUACCACCUGAGGUCCGUUCAAUGAUUACUACUUUGGAGACGGAGGAGUCAAAGGAACGGGAAGAAGUACAUAUAUCGUAUGAUCGAUUUGUAGCAUGGGUUAACACAACCACCUCAUUAUGGGUGGAAGAAGUACACCGUUUGGAAUUAGAGCGAGAAGCAAAAGCUGCCGCUAUUGAUGCAGCAAAGCGUGCAUUAGAAAAUGAAUUUGCACGGCAGAGUGCUGGUAACUCAAGUGGUGAGUAUUCUAUGGCUAAUGAAGAUAUCCUACGACAACAAGCCAUUGCCUUGAUUGAGCAAGAACAACAAAAUCAGUUAAAAGCAAAGGAAGAACAGGUGAAGCAUUUACGGCAACAGGAAGAACAACUACGACAACAAAUUGAAGACAACAGACGACGUCGUGAGGAGGAGAAGGAAAAAGAACGUGAUAUGGAGUUAGAAUCACGAUACAUGAAUCUUAUGCAGGAGGAAAGUUCAAUACGGCAGCGUAUGUCGCAGCGUGAAGAGGAGUGGGCACAACGUGAGAAGGAUCGUUGUUUAUUAUUGGAACACAUUGAGGCAGAGGAGCAAUUACUGCGUCAACGACUACAAGAGCGUGAAAUUGAGCGGAAGAAGGCAGAAGAGGAGAAGAGAACUAUGGAAUAUGAGCAACGUGAGCAACUCUUUGAACAUGUGGAGGCUGAAGAAGAAUUGUUGCGUCAACGUCUGCAGCGUUAUGAUGAGACGCGAUUGGCAGAAGCUGAAGCGGCGAAAAAAAAAGAGGAAGAAGAACGUGAGCAAUUGUAUGAACAUGUUCGUGCUGAAGAAGAAAUUAUUCGUGAACGUCUUGAGAAACGAAAAAAAGAGGAAGCGGAGAAGAAAGCCAAAGAAGAGCAGGAGGAGCAGAAUCGACGUAAGAAUAAGUUGAUGGAAGAGCUUAUGGCAGAGACCUCAGCGUUAGAGGAGAGAGUACGUCACCGUGAAGAGAUGCAACGUAAAAACAUGGAAUUUGAGGAGGUGAAAAUGGAAGAACAGUUGCGUCUCUUGCGAGAAUUAGAGGAUAAACAACAACGACUUCUCUCUCUUCAGCAGCAACAAAAGCAGCAACAUCAACAACAACAUCCAAAAUCACAACUUCAACAAGAUGAUCGACGACAACAGUAUCAACAACAACAAGCUUUACAGCAACCUCAGGGAGUACCUCCCUCAAUAUCAGAUUACUACUAUGACCCUGUCACAAUGACUCCACAUUCUUCCUCAGGUUUGUGGAUGGGUAACAACAAUGGUUCAUCUCAUCAACUUUCCCCAGUUUAUCAGUUUCAUCAUCAUCAGCAUCAACAACAUCAACAACAACAACAACCGUACCAUCAGUUACAACAACAACAACAACCGUAUCAUCAGUUACAACAGCAACAACAACCGUAUCAUCAGCUACAACAGCAACAACAACAACAACCGUAUCAUCAGCUACACCAGCAACAACAACAACAAUCGUACUAUCAGCUGCAACCACAACAACUGCAACAAGGAGCUGGAGUAUCUCAUUUUCCUUUUCAAUCCUAUUGA